AUGGAGCUGUCAGCGAUCGGCGAGCAAGUGUUCGCCGUGGAAUCCAUCAUGAAGAAGAGAGUUCGCAAGGGCAACGUGGAGUACCUGUUGAAAUGGAAAGGAUGGCCUCCAAAGUACAGCACAUGGGAACCUGAAGAACACAUUCUGGACCAGCGUUUAGUCCAAGCCUAUGAAGAGAAGGAGCAAAGAGACAGAAGUUUGGGUCACAGGAGGAAACGUUCAAAGACCAAAAGACUACUUAUGCAGAACACAGUCUAUACCAUGGAUCUCCGCAGCGCUCACAAGACUACAGACGUGCCCAAACCACGAUUACGUCUCUCCCUGACACGCUCGCUACUCCCAGAGGAAGAAGAAGAAGAGGAAGAAGAAGAAGAAGAGGACGAUGACGAUGAAGAAGAGGACCGGUCGUACAUUGCCUGGAGGAGGGCGUCCCGGUACGACGAGCGGCGCAAACGGAGCGGAUGCCUCAACACGAGGCUGGCGCAGGAGCGUUGGAAAAGGCUGACAGUGGAAGAAGAAGUUGAAGAGCACACUGGAGAAGAAGUGGAGGAGAGCGAGGAAGAGACUACAGAGAAGAGCUCAGGACAGUUGAAGUCUGCAAAAUGGAUCCCCGUGUCGGCAGAGACCCCCGACGCGACAUGGAGGCCCGCCGUCGGCCCGGCGGAGGUGACGGUCACCGACGUCACCAUCAACGCUCUCACCGUGACCUUCCGAGAGGCGCGCGCGGCUCGAGGGUUCUUCCGGGAAUUGGGGCUGGAGGUGUGA
Molecule: messenger RNA, 765 nt
Organism: Nerophis lumbriciformis (worm pipefish)
Lineage: Eukaryota; Metazoa; Chordata; Actinopteri; Syngnathiformes; Syngnathidae
Source: RefSeq, a predicted model, not a curated record